Micropterus salmoides (largemouth bass) is the source of this 3021-nucleotide messenger RNA. Its product is annotated as myosin heavy chain, striated muscle-like. NCBI's taxonomy places the organism in Eukaryota, Metazoa, Chordata, Actinopteri, Centrarchiformes, Centrarchidae. The transcript is spliced from 18 exons. Bases 86 to 1582 code for a protein of 498 amino acids. The record is from RefSeq and is a predicted model, not a curated record.
CACAGAGUCACACUGAUCUGAGGAGGGUCGAUGCAUCAUCUCAGUUCUUAAGGGCACAGGAUUGUGGCAUUGUUUAAAAGAGGAAAUGAGUCUGUACAGCUGGUUUGGAUUCUUGCUGUUUGUCCUCCACAGUCUCCCAGUCGCAACAGAGGAUUUCUUUCCUGACAUGUCUCGUUCUGCUAUCCCCGUCACAUUUGGCUUCUCUUUCAUGUCCAUUCUCAUAGUCGUCUUUUAUGCGUAUAAAUGGAAACAAAAUCAAAACAAAGGAAACAAAGAGAAGGAGCAUCUUAAGACAGCUGAGAGGAAUCCAAUAAACCCUUUGCACAGUGUUCAAAGAGAAAAUAAUACCAAGGAUGUAAGUAAAGAAAAGCUGGAUAAAUCUGAAAGGACAAUGAAGGACACUCUUCAAGGAAUGCGGGAGUCUUUUCCACAGCUGAAGUUCACCCUUGCCAUGCUCAGGAUUCAAAGAAUGGAGGAUGAAAUAAAUAAAAUUCUGCAGCUUCGAGUUAAGAAUCCGAGGGUGGCGAAGAACGAGGAGUUCCUGAUGUUGGAACUGGAGACCAUGAAAGAGAAACAGAUAGAGCUGGAAAAAUCUAAGAUGUUAAUGGCGGACACCGUUAAAGGAAUGCGGGAGUCUUUUCAUCAGCUGAAGUUCGCCCUUGCCUUUCACAGGAUGCAGAAAUUGGAGGAUAAAAAAGAUGAAAAUCAGCAUUUCCAAGAGAAGAAUCAGGAGAUGGAGGUACUGAGGAGGGAGCUGGAGACCGAGAAAGAACAGGUCGAGCAGCUUCACGAGGAGAAUCAGAUGAUGGAGAACAACCUGCAGACCCUGAACAAAGAGCUGGAGACCAAGAACAAAGAGCUUUGUGACUCCAAGCUUCAGAUUGAAUCCCUCAUGAAGAAGAAUCAGGACUUUGAGCGACAGCUGACUGAAAUGAGACACAAGCACAAGCAGGAGUUGACGUCAGCUGACAUGAACAGGAGACAGACCUGUGAAGAGCUUAAGGAGACCCAAUCUCAACUGGAAAAGAAGACCGCAGACAUCAGGAACCUGCGGAGAGAGUUUGACGACAAACUAAAGACGAAGAUGGAGAUCAAGAACAAAGAGCUUUGUGAGUCUAAGCUUCAAUUUGAAUCUCUAAAGAAGAAGAAUCAGGAGUUUGAGAGACAGCUGACUGAACUACAAGAGAGGCACAAGCAGGAGUUGGAAAAGAGGCUUCAGGAUGAGCAGCAGUGGAGGGAGGAUGUUGAGAAAGAGGUGGAGAUGCUGAAGAAGGAGCUGGAGAAGGAGAAGCAGGUCGUUUUACCUAAAGCGACAAUGGGAGCAGGGGUGUCAGGAGCUGAACAAUCUCUGAAUGAAUCUGACAUUCAGGAGCAGGAGUUGGAAAAGAGGCUUCAGGAUGAGCAGCAGUGGAGGGAGGAUGUUGAGAAAGAGGUGGAGAUGCUGAAGAAGGAGCUGGAGAAGGAGAAGCAGGUCUUUUUACCUAAAGCGAUAACGGGAGCAGAGGUGCCAGGAGCUGAGCAAUCUCUGAAUGAAUCUGACAUCUAUCUAGCAGAACUUGUGGUGCCAGUGGAAGAGGAUUAAGCCCUGGAGAAUGGCUGAAGAGGACCACAGCCUGCAGUUUUAUAUCACCUUUUGUGUGCAUGUGGAAACUUAUUUCUACAGCUGCAAAACGUUCUUAAACAUGAAAUGAAUGACGAUCAUUUACUCCCACCAUUUCCGUCCAUCAGGCUGUCCACAACAACCAGUAACUAAACCCCAUUAAUCUAGUGAUUCGCUUGAUGUGGAGCUAUUAUGUGAACAUUCAGUGUCUAAGAACAAAGUAGUGUAGUGUAUUACUGUGUUUGGAGUGACUAAAAAAAUAUGAUGAAUGACACUUUAGCCGAAGCAUUAUGUUUAUGUCAGGAUUGUGCACCACGCUGCUCUCCAGGCUCCUGAUCCUGCUGCUUGGAACUAGAGAGCUAUCCAGAGUGCUCUCUUUCUGCCCGACCACAGCAGUGGGAAGGCUUGCCAGCUGGAAAUUCCAACUGAUGACAUCCUUUCUAAUCACUGACUAGAAUCACUGCAUAUAUACACCUCCAUGUUAGUGUUGUAGGUUUGCUGAAUGUUGAAUCCCAUUUCACAUUGAGUAUGAAAGAGAAGAGUGUGACUUACUUACAUGCAAUGUUUCUUGUUUAGCAAAGAAAAUAAAACCUAAACAGUCUCCUGCAUCUCACUGCACUUCAUCACUGGAUUUUUACAGUUUAAUCCAGGAAAAAGUUGUUUUGCAUUUGUUUUAAACAACUGAUGGGAUAUUUUGCCACUUUUUAUUUUCUUUUUUACGUUUUAUUUUGUGAUUCGGGACGGAACAACAAGAAUAAAUAGAUUUUUUUUGCAGUCACUUCCCAUGUACUUUAUUGUCGGCACUUUUUACUGUGGGAAUAAAAUCACCUUAUUAUAUUAUUUCUAUGAUGCACCUCACAUCAGCAGCAACAUUUUCCUCCUUCUGCAGUUUAGUUUUCUUCUGGCUUUCAUUUUCAUCAUUUCCUAAUAUUUCAAUUAUUUUUUAGUUUUAAACAUAUUAGAUUGUUGUUAAUUCUCCUGGACAAAUUAAACCGAUUUCUACUCACACGACUACACUUUUGAACAGAGCAGAAAUGUUUUUUUGUUUUUCAAAAAACAACAACUUCUAAUGAUACUUCAAAUGUUGUGCCGCAAUUCUGUCUGACAAGACUUUAUUACAGUAUUUAGAGAUGACAGCAGUCAGCUCUGAGUAAGGAGACUCUUAUUCGUGCUCAGAUAAAAACAUUUUCUCAAUUAAACCAAUAUUUUAGAAUACAUGUGUUAUACAGGGUGUCGUGGAAAUAGUACAUUACCCAAUGCAGAAUUACAUACAUAAAUGGAUUACAACAAACUGUUGUCUUGUGCAAAAAGGACAUCUAUCACCUAUAGGGCAGCGUCAGACAUCUGGCCCAGAGCAGAGGACAAACAUAACAUAUAAAGCAGGGAUUUAAAAAAUAAAAUAAAAUUUUGUCUAUUAAUAA